Molecule: messenger RNA, 288 nt
Organism: Meloidogyne enterolobii
Lineage: Eukaryota; Metazoa; Nematoda; Chromadorea; Rhabditida; Meloidogynidae
Source: the annotation of a GenBank genome assembly
AUGGAUUUGGAUUCUUUUGUCAACAAAACAAUUUCUGUAAUUACCGGAGAUGGUCGAAAUAUUGUUGGAUUAAUGCGGGGAUUUGAUCAAACAGUAAAUAUUGUAUUGGAAGAUUCUCAUGAACGAGUUUAUAGUUUGGAAACUGGAGUUGCUCAAAUACCUCUUGGCCUUUACAUUGUUCGCGGGGAUAAUGUAGCAAUUGUUGGAGAGGUUGAUGAAACAAUAGAUAAACAAUUAGAUUUGGAAAAAUUGAAAGCUGCCCCAUUACAACCGAUUUGGAUGCCGUAA